Molecule: messenger RNA, 942 nt
Organism: Saccostrea echinata
Lineage: Eukaryota; Metazoa; Mollusca; Bivalvia; Ostreida; Ostreidae
Exons: 1
Coding region: 1-942 (313 amino acids)
Biological process (GO): DNA integration
Molecular function (GO): nucleic acid binding
Source: RefSeq, a predicted model, not a curated record
AUGUCACCUUUACCAAGUGGACCGUGGACGGACCUAUCAAUGGAUUUUUGUGGACCGUUUCCCUCGGGAGAUUAUCUCAUGGUUGUUAUGGAUGAGUACUCGAGAUAUCCGAUAGUGGACAUUCUUAAAUCUACCUCUGCAAAAGCUGUUAUUCCUAAGUUAGACAAAAUUUUUGCAGAAUUUGGAAUACCAAAAAUUCUGAAGACUGAUAACGGACCUCCAUUUAACGGAACGGAAUUUCGCCAGUAUUCGGAAUACCUGGGAUUUUCUCACAGGAAAAUUACUCCUUUAUGGCCUAAAGCAAAUGCAGAAUCUGAAAGAUUCAUGAGGACAAUUGAGAAAACUAUCAAAGCAGCUAAUGUGGAGCAUAAAAGUUGGAAACAAGAAAUCUUCACCUUUCUAAGGAACUACAGGGCAACACCGCAUUGUACCACAAAAACAUCUCCAUUUGAAGCACUAUUCAGCCGGAAGAUCAGAACUAAGAUGGAAGUAGACAUUCUUAAAGAAAAUAAAGGAGGAAAAUGUGAAAUCCACAACGAACUAAAGGAAAAUGACAUUAAAGCUAAAUUAAAAAUGAAACAACAUGCUGAUCACUAUUCUCGGGUAAAGGAAAUAGAUUUGGAAGUAGGGGACAAUGUUUUGGUAAAACAGCCAAAAACAAGCAAACUGUCAACCCCGUAUGAACCAAACCCACUCGAAAUUUUAAAAACUAAAGGUACCAUGGUCACUGCAGGAAAUGGUGAGAAGACAAUUACAAGAAACGCAUCACAUUUCAAAAAGAUUGAAAGUAAUAAGGCAGAUCAGGACGAGGAACCAGAAAUUGACAUUGAAAUACCCACGAAGGCAGAUAACACCGCGAGUGACAUACCGAGCCGUCCCAAGAGAGUAAUCCGCACGCCCAAAAGGCUAAUUGAAGAGAUGUUAACACAUACGCGUUUGUGA